This is a messenger RNA of Odocoileus virginianus texanus, 4393 nucleotides long. The record is from RefSeq and is a predicted model, not a curated record. Lineage: Eukaryota; Metazoa; Chordata; Mammalia; Artiodactyla; Cervidae.
AUGUUUGCAGUCCGUUCUGUAAUCCAUUUGGGUCUGACAUCCUUUGCUGAUUCCUGUCUUUCAGAGCCUCCCACACCCAUCGCCCCUCCAGAGCUGCUGGCCGUGGGGGCCACCUACCUGUGGAUUAAGCCAAACGCCAACUCCAUCAUUGGAGAUGGCCCCAUCAUCCUGAAGGAGGUGGAGUACCGCACCACCACAGGCACCUGGGCGGAGACCCACAUCGUUGACUCUCCCAACUACAAACUGUGGCAUCUGGACCCCGAUGUGGAGUAUGAGAUCCGAGUGCUGCUCACGCGACCAGGAGAAGGGGGCACGGGCCCACCAGGGCCUCCCCUCACCACCAGAACCAAGUGUGCAGACCCGGUGCACGGCCCCCAGAACGUGGAGAUCGUGGACAUCCGCGCCCGGCAGCUGACGCUGCAGUGGGAGCCCUUCGGCUACGCGGUCACCCGCUGCCACAGCUACAACCUCACGGUGCAGUACCAGUACGUGUUCAACCAGCAGCAGUACGAGGCCGAGGAGCUCAUCCAGACCUCGUCCCACUACACCCUGCGGGGCCUGCGUCCCUUCAUGGCCAUCCGGCUGCGGCUGCUGCUGUCCAACCCCGAAGGCCGCAUGGAGAGCGAGGAGCUGGUGGUGCAGACGGAGGAGGACGUUCCAGGAGCUGUUCCUCUAGAAUCCAUUCAAGGGGGGCCCUUUGAGGAGAAGAUCUACAUCCAGUGGAAACCUCCCAAUGAGACCAAUGGGGUCAUCACACUCUAUGAGAUCAACUACAAGGCCGUGGGCUCAUUGGACCCAAGUGCUGACCUCUCCAGCCAGAGGGGCAAAGUGUUCAAGCUUCGGAAUGAAACCCACCACCUCUUUGUGGGUCUGUACCCUGGAACCACCUACUCCUUCACCAUCAAGGCCAGCACUGCAAAGGGCUUUGGGCCGCCCGUCACCACCAGGAUCGCCACCAAAAUUUCAGCUCCGUCGAUGCCUGAAUAUGACACAGACACCCCACUGAAUGAAACAGACACGACCAUCACGGUGAUGCUGAAGCCCGCUCAGUCCCGGGGAGCGCCUGUCAGUGUUUAUCAGCUGGUUGUCAAGGAGGAGCGGCUUCAGAAGUCACGGAGGGCAGCUGACAUCAUCGAGUGCUUUUCAGUGCCGGUGAGCUAUAGGAACGCCUCCAGCCUUGAUUCUCUACACUACUUUGCUGCCGAACUGAAGCCUGCCAACCUGCCUGUCACCCAGCCAUUUACAGUGGGUGACAACAAGACAUACAAUGGCUACUGGAACCCUCCUCUCUCCCCUCUGAAAAGCUACAGCAUCUACUUCCAGGCCCUCAGCAAAGCAAACGGAGAGACCAAAAUCAAUUGCGUCCGCCUGGCUACAAAAGCACCAAUGGGCAGCGCCCAGGUGACCCUGGGGACUCCACUCUGCCUCCUCACCACAGGUGCGUCCACUCAGAACUCCAACACAGUGGAGCCGGAGAAGCAGGUGGACAGCACCGUGAAGAUGGCCGGUGUCAUCGCUGGCCUCCUCAUGUUCACCAUCAUCCUCCUGGGCGUGAUGCUCACCAUCAAGAGGAGAAGAAAUGCUUAUUCCUACUCCUAUUACUUGAAGCUGGCCAAGAAGCAGAAGGAGACCCAGAGUGGAGCACAGAGGGAAAUGGGGCCCGUGGCCUCAGCCGACAAACCCACUGCCAAGCUCAGCUCCAGCCGCAAUGAUGAAGGCUUCUCCUCUAGCUCACAGGAUGUGAACGGAUUCGCAGAUGGCAGCCGCGGGGAGCUGGCGCAGCCCACCCUCACGAUCCAGACUCACCCCUACCGAGCCUGCGACCCCGUGGAGAUGAGCUAUCCCCGGGACCAGUUCCAGCCCGCCAUCCGGGUGGCUGACCUGCUCCAGCACAUCACCCAGAUGAAGAGGGGCCAGGGCUACGGGUUCAAGGAGGAGUAUGAGGCCUUACCAGAGGGACAGACAGCUUCGUGGGACACAGCCAAAGAGGAUGAAAACCGCAACAAGAAUCGAUACGGCAACAUCAUAUCCUAUGACCAUUCUCGAGUGAGACUGCUGGUGCUGGAUGGAGACCCGCACUCCGACUACAUCAACGCCAACUACAUCGAUGGGUACCAUCGACCUCGGCACUACAUUGCAACUCAAGGUCCCAUGCAGGAGACCGUGAAGGACUUCUGGAGGAUGAUCUGGCAGGAGAACUCAGCCAGCAUCGUCAUGGUCACAAACCUCGUGGAAGUGGGCAGGGUGAAGUGUGUGCGCUACUGGCCCGAUGACACAGAGGUCUACGGAGACAUCAAGGUCACCCUGAUCGAAACAGAGCCCCUGGCGGAGUACGUCAUCCGCACCUUCACCGUCCAGAAGAAAGGCUACCACGAGAUCCGGGAGCUGCGGCUCUUCCACUUCACCAGCUGGCCCGACCACGGCGUCCCCUGCUACGCCACCGGCCUCCUGGGCUUUGUCCGCCAGGUCAAGUUCCUCAACCCCCCGGAAGCCGGGCCCAUAGUGGUCCACUGCAGUGCUGGAGCCGGGAGGACAGGCUGCUUCAUCGCCAUCGACACCAUGCUCGACAUGGCUGAGAACGAAGGGGUGGUGGACAUCUUCAACUGCGUGCGCGAGCUCCGGGCCCAGAGGGUCAACCUGGUGCAGACAGAGGAACAGUACGUGUUCGUGCACGACGCCAUCCUGGAAGCAUGUCUCUGCGGCAACACGGCCAUCCCGGUGUGCGAGUUCCGCUCCCUCUAUUACAACAUCAGCAGGCUGGACCCCCAGACCAACUCCAGCCAGAUCAAAGACGAAUUUCAGACCCUCAACAUCGUGACUCCUCGCGUCCGGCCCGAGGACUGCAGCAUCGGACUGCUGCCCCGUAACCAUGAUAAGAAUCGGAGCAUGGACGUCCUGCCGCUGGACCGCUGCCUGCCCUUCCUCAUCUCGGUGGAUGGAGAAUCCAGCAACUACAUCAACGCAGCACUGAUGGACAGCCACAAGCAGCCUGCUGCCUUCGUGGUCACGCAACACCCUCUCCCCAACACCGUGGCGGACUUCUGGAGGCUGGUGUUUGAUUAUAACUGCUCCUCCGUGGUGAUGCUGAAUGAGCUGGACGCUGCCCAGCUCUGCAUGCAGUACUGGCCUGAGAAGACGUCGGGGUGCUAUGGGCCCAUCCAGGUGGAGUUCGUCUCGGCAGACAUUGAUGAGGACAUCAUCCACAGGAUAUUCCGCAUCUGUAACAUGGCACGGCCCCAGGACGGGUACCGUAUAGUCCAGCACCUCCAGUACAUCGGCUGGCCUGCCUACCGGGACACACCCCCCUCCAAGCGCUCUCUGCUCAAGGUGGUCCGGCGGCUGGAGAAGUGGCAGGAGCAGUACGACGGGCGGGAGGGACGCACUGUGGUCCACUGCCUGAAUGGGGGAGGCCGCAGCGGAACCUUCUGCGCCAUCUGCAGCGUGUGUGAGAUGAUCCAGCAGCAGAACAUCAUCGACGUGUUCCACAUCGUGAAGACGUUACGGAACAACAAGGCCAACAUGGUGGAGACCCUGGACCAGUAUAAAUUUGUAUAUGAGGUGGCGCUGGAAUAUUUAAGCUCCUUCUAGCCCGACGGCCUGGGGAACCUGCCAGAGUCCAGAGGCUGCUGUGGCCAAGCCCCCUUUCUGUGAACGGCAGCGACUGGGCUCGGGGCAGCACCCUGCCCGACUCCAAGGAGGAGACUGGAGGUCCUGCGGUCCACGGCGGGCCCUGCACCUGCCCGGGGUCUCCGGGUACCAUGGAGGCUGUUACCCUGACCGGCCCCGGCGUCUUUUGCAUACCCCACCAGCCACGCGCCCAUGCAGAAGGGCGCCCGGAGCACGGCCCGGAUUUCUCAGUGCCCAGACCUCUUGCUUUUGCGCUCUUCACGUCUGUGACUCUCGCGGCAAGCCGGCUGUGUAGAUGGAUGCGACUGGGCUCCUGGGGUCACCGCUCUGCUGCCCCCCUCACCGUCUCCUCCAGGGACCCCUGGCAUCGGACACUCGCUGGUCUGGAUCACUGGGACCUCGGGAUGCUCCCGAGUCCACAGCAGAGGCCCCCACCCUCCCGCCUCACCUGCAUGGGGCUUGGCCCAGCACCAUUCUGUACCCCUCCCCCAGCCCGGGGCCUUGACCUUCCGCCACUCACUGGCCAGCCCCGGGGGUCCGUGGCUCUCCUGGAUCCAGGUUCUCUCUGCUUGUCUGUGCUCGGCGGGGCAGGGUGGGACUGCAGGGAGCCUGGCUGCCCUCCUCUCUCUCUGAAGAAGGACCGCCUCCCCAGGGCAGGGCUCCUGCUGGCCCUAUGUGUCCUGGGCGGUGACUCCUCGGGGAGGGAUGAACAAGAUUCGAUGAUUUUCCAAAGUGUAUAUGAAAAGAAACUUUCUUUUGGAGGGUG